AUGCGGUACUUAUUCGCUCUCCUGGCUGGGUGUAGUGUGUUUUCAACAGUCUCAUCAUGGACCGAAAUUCAUCACAAACCAUUCCUUACCAAAAACAUUGAUGCAAUCGUUCAACCCGGCCUCUAUACUUCUCACAUGCACACAUUUUUUGGCAGUGACGCCAUUACCAACGUUUUACCAACCUCCUCUCAGCUUCAGCAGGGUUGUUACAGCGGGGAGAAUGGCAAUGAUUUUUCCGUCUACUGGAUUCCAACGCUAUACUAUGUCGAUGGCGAAACAUUUACUGAAGUUCCAAUUUUCCGAUUCAGUACCUACUAUGUCAACAGUAGGUCCGAAAUUCCCAUACCACUAGAUUUCGCAAUGAUAUCGGGGAACGCAUCUGCUCAAUCCCAAGAUGAAGUAGAUGCUCAACCAAGGAACAAUCUCGAAUGGUUCUGCGAAGGUUCGGACGAUCGCGAGCCGGAUAUCGCCAAAUUUCCCACCAAAACGUGCAACCAGAAUCUCAAACUAUCUCUUGUCUUUCCCAGCUGCGUCAAUACCGAUGACAUUUCACAGUACGACUUUCCUGAUCAGUCUGGAAAGUGCCCUGCGGGCAUGAAAGCUAUUCCUCAACUUCGAUAUGGUGUCUGGUACAACACCAAAUCCGUGGCACCUGGAGGCUGGGAUGGUGACGCGCCAUUCCAGUUAUCAUGCGGCGCCGCUUCUGGCAAUGGAUAUUGUGGCCACGGAGACUUCAUUAAUGGAUGGUUCCAAGAUUCUUUGGACAAUAUGAUGAUACGCGGUGGCGGUGGCUAUAAUGAUGGACAGUUCAUCUCCGGUGCGCAUGCAAGUGCACUUGGAGAAUCUACUUGCACUCCCACCGACGCUGACCCCGACAAAGGUACUAGCGAUUACCUUGAGAGCUUGGAAAUGAUGUAG
Messenger RNA from Aaosphaeria arxii CBS 175.79, 918 nucleotides. RefSeq lists its product as uncharacterized. Bases 1 to 918 code for a protein of 305 amino acids. The record is from RefSeq and is a predicted model, not a curated record. The transcript has 3 exons. NCBI's taxonomy places the organism in Eukaryota, Fungi, Ascomycota, Dothideomycetes, Pleosporales.